Messenger RNA from Thalassophryne amazonica, 2012 nucleotides. RefSeq names its product LIM/homeobox protein Lhx8-like. The transcript is spliced from 8 exons. Gene Ontology annotation, biological process: forebrain neuron development; neuron differentiation; regulation of transcription by RNA polymerase II. Gene Ontology annotation, cellular component: nucleus. The record is from RefSeq and is a predicted model, not a curated record. Gene Ontology annotation, molecular function: RNA polymerase II transcription regulatory region sequence-specific DNA binding; DNA-binding transcription factor activity, RNA polymerase II-specific. The coding region runs from base 216 to 1181 and encodes 321 amino acids. Lineage: Eukaryota; Metazoa; Chordata; Actinopteri; Batrachoidiformes; Batrachoididae.
GCAGGCGGAUCAGUCUGACAGGGUGGGCGGUGCUGUAGCUACUUUAACAACAACAAAAAAAUCUGUGGCUCUUAUGAGCUGUGUGUAAAGAAAGUCUGAGGACAAAACUGAACAGAGUUCACAAUUUCAAGUACACUGGACACAUUCAAAGAAAGAACUGCUUGUUGUGGAAUAACAUCUGGAUGAACGGGGAUGUCCUGAAGAGUUGACUGAAGAUGUUUAAUUCUGUUUCCAGCAGUACGGGCUCCUCUGGGCCUGAGGAUAUUUUUGAGGAUGAGUCUUUUUCUCCAUCCUCCCUGUCCUCCUCCUCCUCCGUCGCCGGCUCGCUGCAGGGGAGAACCCUGUGCACCUCCUGCGGUGUGGAGAUAGUGGACAAAUAUCUUCUCAAGGUUAACGACUUGUGCUGGCAUGUGCGCUGCCUCUCGUGCAGUGUGUGUAAUGCUGCACUCGGGCGGCAUGUGAGCUGCUACAUAAAAGAUAAACAGGUGUUCUGCAAACUGGAUUACUUCAGGAGGUAUGGCACUCGCUGUGCUCGCUGUGGCCGUAACAUCCAUUCCAGUGACUGGGUGCGUCGGGCGCGAGGAAGCACCUUCCACAUGGCUUGUUUCUCAUGCACCUCCUGUAAGCGCCAGCUGACUACUGGAGAGGAAUGUGGACUACUGGAAAACAGAGUUUUCUGCAAGCCACACUACGAUAUUAUAAUGGAGAACAUCAAACGUGCUAAGGAAAACGAGAAACUAAAUGCUGUGGCUGUGGUGGCAGAUAAAGAAGGAUCCAACACUGGUCCCAGACCUCCUAAGAGGGCCAGGACAAGCUUCACUCUGGACCAGUUACAGGUAAUGCAAACACAGUUUGCUCAAGAUAACAACCCAGAUGCCCAAACCCUGCAGAAGCUGGCCGAACGGACAGGCCUCAGUCGCAGAGUUAUUCAGGUGUGGUUUCAGAACUGCCGAGCUCGUCAAAAGAAACACCCAAAUUCUGGUCCUGCAACACUGACAUCAGUAGCUCCUGGUCAGCUCACACCACCUUUACUGGACGAUCUGCAAUAUGCAACGUAUAUUUCACCUGAUGCAUCAUUUCUCACAUCACUGACUUACAUGGAUGUCCAGACAUCUGACUCACUUUUGCUCCAGCCCCUCAUGUCUCAUUCACUGACACAGCUACCUGUCAGCCACGCCUGAACUACAGCCCGCCUCAGAAAAGCACUGUGGAUUACUGAGAGGAAGAGGAAAAGCAGAUAGUUAGUAUUUGAAAACUAUACUGUACAUUUUGUCAGUCUUCAGAAAAUAGCAAUUUAUUUGAUUUUUAUUUUAUUUUACCAGUGCAUAAGCAUUGGUAAUAUUAUUACCAAUGCAGCAUCAGUCACACAUGGAUUGUUAGAUGAAUAAUUUUUGACAUUUGAAAAUUCUGAGUAAACUGAUUGAGAUGAAAUUUCUGUUGUACAUUGAAAUGAAUUUCUUAAAAUUUAAUUUAUUGGGUCUGUAUAAGGCACUUUGUUAACUGAUGUGUAGAUUUGUUUUUCAAGAAAAUGUAUGUAUAUAUUUGAGAAAUGGCAUGCGAGGAAAAAAAACAAUUUGUUUUGUGUAAAAACUACUUGUCAGGUUCAUUAUUUGAUUUGGUUAAAAAGCAUCACUGUGGGGUUCUUAGAGAAAUCUUCUGUUAACUGCUGUAUUGUUGACACAAGAAGUGCAUGUGCAGUCACUGCUGAUUAUGGGCUGCUUUCCCAUGUGCAAUGUCCAAGGCUGCUGUCCUCUACACACAUCUCACAUUACUACUUUUGUAUGAAAUUGAAAUAUUUGUUAUAACAAAACAGUCUCCUUACAUAGUGAAUGUUGGUCAUCACAGAUUGAAGUACACAUGAGGAGUGGAUGAUACCAGAAAUUAAAGUUAGUGGUUGCAUCACAAAGCUUUAUUGGUAUACUCGUAUGUUGUUUCCCCUGAUUUGUCUCCUGCAAACAAAAAUAAUCUUCACUGGGACAUUUCUUAAUGAUGUCUUAGUACAGGAUUUACAC